AUGUCGGACAGCAGCUUGUGGGUGACCCUUUACCAUACAGGCUUCUUAGCCCCUAGUUCUCUAGCGCUGUACCAGGUUAUGGCUGCUUCUUUGUUUAAAUCAGAUGCCAUCCCCACACUCAUAAUCCGUUGCUCGAUCAAAUCGCACCCCCCAUCUCCUUCCCACCUUUUUCCCUUCCCCAGAAACAAAACAAUACAACUUUCACCAUAG
This is a messenger RNA of Morchella sextelata, 210 nucleotides long. RefSeq lists its product as uncharacterized. The record is from RefSeq and is a predicted model, not a curated record. The transcript is spliced from 4 exons. Bases 1 to 210 code for a protein of 69 amino acids. NCBI's taxonomy places the organism in Eukaryota, Fungi, Ascomycota, Pezizomycetes, Pezizales, Morchellaceae.